Hirsutella rhossiliensis is the source of this 1935-nucleotide messenger RNA. Its product is annotated as reverse transcriptase (RNA-dependent DNA polymerase) domain-containing protein. The record is from RefSeq and is a predicted model, not a curated record. Bases 1 to 1935 code for a protein of 644 amino acids. NCBI's taxonomy places the organism in Eukaryota, Fungi, Ascomycota, Sordariomycetes, Hypocreales, Ophiocordycipitaceae. Gene Ontology annotation, molecular function: nucleic acid binding. The transcript is spliced from 9 exons.
AUGUCACGAGAAGAGCUCAUUGUUCUGCGAAAGACUCUCACUGAGCUACUCGACAAGGGUUUCAUUCGAGCAAGUAGUUCUCCAGCGUCAGCACCAGUUUUGUUCAAAGACCGAUAUCCCUUGCCGUUGAUCGAGGAAACUUUGCGGUCGCUGUCCAAGGCCAAGUGGCUCACCAAACUUGACGUUAUCGCAGCAUUUCACAAGAUUCGCGUCGAGGAGGGAGACGAGUGGAAGACAGCAUUCAGAACACGUUACGGACUCUACGAAUGGCUUGUCACGCCAUUCGGGUUGACGGGUGCUCCCGCAACGUUUCAGCGUUACAUAAACCACACGUUGCGAGAUUUCCUCGACGAGUUCUGUUCCGCUUACAUUGACGACAUCUUGAUCUACUCGAGCGGUUCGCUCGCAGAUCAUCGCAACAAAGUCAGGCAGGUCCUUGCUCGACUGCGAGAUGCAGGCCUGCAGAUUGAUAUCGACAAGUGUGACUUUGAGGCAAAGAGUGUCAAGUACCUGGGCUUCAUCGUCGAAGCCGGAAAGAAGGAUGCGGUGUUUGCGUGGUCGAAGGAGUGCGACAAGGCCUUCGAGGAGUUGAAGGCUCUUCUGACCAGUGCGCCGGUCCUUGCGCAAUGGGAUCCGGAUAGAGAGACGAUUGUGGAGACGGAUUCAUCCGAAAACGCACCGGCGGAGUGCAACUACCCAAUCCACGAUAAAGAGCUGCUGGCGAUCAUUCGCUGCCUUGAGCAUUGGGACGCCGAAUUGAGGAGUGUGAAGUCCUUUACCGUUUUGACGGAUCAUCUCAACCUCCGUUACUUCACCAAGAAGCACUUCACCAUCAAGCAUCGACCGGGCAAAGAAGCCGUCGUACCGGACACGCUGUCUCGACGAGAACAGGACAUGCCGCACAGCGCCGAAGAUGAUCGGUUGCAAGGACGACGUGUUCAGCUGCUGCAACGUAACAAGGGUGGCCUGGUGACAAAAGUCAAGAGCGGUUAUGUCACCAAGGGCGACACGGAUCAACCCGAUGACGCAACAACUGACCAAGACGACUCAAUCGAAAACCCUUUCUCGGACCCGGAACUGCAGAAGUUAUGGGACGAAGGUGUCAAGAAGCACAAUCGUUAUUGGCUCAUCCGAAAGGCCGUACAGCAAGGCGAGAGGCGUCUGCCGUCGCAUUGGGGACUGCCCGUGAUGCUCUCGGAAUGCUCGAUUGACGAUGGACAGCGGCUCUGCUGGCGAGAGCGAAUUUGGGUGCCGAACCACGAACCCCUGCGACACCCCGGACGGGACAUGCUGAAGUCCUUGUUGAGCCGCAAGUUUUAUUGGCCAGGCCUCGAUUCAGACCCGCUACCUAUUCCAGACAGGAUCUGGUCGGAGCUGUCAAUUGACUUUGUGACAGACCUGCCACCAACCAAGUCGAACGGUUCGACCAACCUUAUGGUCGUGACGGACAGACUGUCCAAAAGUGUCGUUCUUGAGUCAUUGAAGGACAUCACGGCCGAGACGACGGCCAGAGCAUUGCUACGGAACGUGGUGCAACACCAUGGCGUGCCGCGCGCGAUCGAUAACUGGGAAGAGCUGUUGCCAGCGGCCAUGAUGGCCAUCAACAAUCACAACUCGACGUCGACAGGCCUGAGCCCGUUCUUUAUCACGCAUGGGUAUCAUGUUGACCCGAUACAAGUCAAGGAGAAGUUACGGACGGACGGAAGGUCCCCAGUGACCAGGGCUGAAAGCAUUGUGCAACGAUUUCGAGAGGCAACGGAAUGGGCCCAGGCGGUAUGGCUGCGACUUCGCAACAUCCGAUCCAAUCGGCCAUCCAAGAAGCUCGAUUGGCUGUCGGCCAAGUACACCGUCCUGGAGACCAUUGGGUCACACGCGUGCAGGCUGGACACGCCUCCGGAAUACACAACGUGUUCCACGUGUCGCUCUUACGCUUAG